AUGGCUUGCAAGGCGUUCAUAGUGCCUCACGCGGUGGAAUCUUGCUCCCGUGACUUGAACAUGCUGUGCGGUUUGCAGCAGCAGCGACAGCAACGACAAAAUCAUCACCAUCGUCUGAAACUCUCUCCCAAUGGGAGUGGCUAUGAUAGCAGCCACAGUCGCGGUGUUCACAUUAGAAACAAAUUAAAUUUUGACGACCAUGACGAUGUUGACGACAGCUAUCAGUAUCAUGACCCAACAACAACAGCAGCAACAAACUAUUUGGCAACAUUCUGCGUGCAAACAAUUCGGUUUCCUAAGAUCAGAGUAGAUAGCUGCUACGAUCUAAAUAUUGCUUAUAUCAACAACACUACUUUUGAUUACAACAACGACCACAACAACAACAACAACAACAAUGACAACAAUGACGAGGAAUUUAGCUCAAAAUUUGAUAACGCUCAUGCAGACACACAAUAUAAAAAGUUCCCGAAACUUCAAGAAAGUCAAAACAACAACAGCGCCACUACAACUACAACUACCACUACCACCACAACAACUACUACUUCUGCUACUGCUAAUAGUAGUAGCAGUAGCCACAACAGCAACAAGAUUAGACAAACAGCAGCUGCAGUAAAGCUAUUCGACAAAACGUUUGCCGACGGAGAAAAUUCAUUUCAAAAAAACGACAAUCAAAAAAUUGUUAGAAAAAGUUUCAACAACAUCUUCAACAUUAGCAACAACAACAGCAACAACAACAGCAGCAGCAACAACAGCAGCAGCAACAACAACUGCAACAACAGCAGCAACAACAGCAGCAGCAACAACAACUGCAACAACAACUGCAACAACAACUGCAACAACAACAGCAACUGCAACAACUACAGCUGCAACAACAACAUCAAAAAAAUCCUCAAAAACAUCGUCACUGUCGAGACCAACAACAGCGAAAUGUUAACACGAGGCGUGCAACUGUUCUCGAGACCGUUGAGAUACGCGUAUCUAGACGCCAGUCAACACUCAAUAUUGUUUCAAAACAUCGACAAGUUAUCCGCCGUCAGCGAGUUCAACUGCACGACCAUCACAAGCAUCUUCAAAAACUACUUUCCGUCUUCGGCGAGUGGGAAAACCGGAAAGCUCAGUCGUCGUGAUAAUUAUGAAGAUAACAUUGAUAAUGAUGUUGGCGAUGAUGAUGAUGAUGACGUCGCAGUCGGUGAUGAUGACAAUGACGGAGUUAGAUCUAAGAUCAACCUAUUCGUUUAUCAUUAUCUUAAAAUGUUAAAGAAAUCAACUGAUUUUCUGACGCAAUACACCUGUGGAUUUGCGCGAUCGAGAAAGCUUCUGAAAUGCUUGGAGAAUGAAAGAAUUUUUGACAAAUUUUUCAACUACGUAUGUCGAAUUAGUCGCAUUCUAUGUGACCUUCAACCUCUCAUUAAUCACCUAAACCGCCAAGAUGACAUCGUCAUAUCACGUGAUUUUACCGGAAAUGAUGACGCAGACGACGACGACGACGAUGAUGACCCCUCGACAUCAGAAGAACCUCUGGUUAAAGUCUGUAACCUACCUUACGACAAUGCAUGUUGUGCCAACAAAUCCUUCACAUUUGGCAGACCAAGUGCCAUGCCACAUAGUGCUGAGGCAGACUCUCGCGAACCGAAACCGCGAACCGACAAAAUAAGAAUAAACAAACUCCAAAUGAAAGGAGUCAGUCGUCCGAAGCACCAACCUCUCACUAGGUUCAACUACAAGCUCAUCCAGCUGCAGAAUAUCACAUUUGGAAAACCUACUGUGGUCGACACACCAAUCACCUGCCUAUUACAAAACUUCUACGGCAAGAGGUGGUUCGAGGAUAGAGACGCCAUCAAAAGACAGCAGGCCGCCGAUCGAAUUGAGAUGAAAGCAAAAGGUGCCCGUCCAAACAGAACAACUUUACUUAGGAAGCAUAUUGAACCGCCGAUCCACAAAACAUUGUACUUUAUGCCCAGAUUCGUCAACAAUGCCAAACCUCACCUCAGCACUUUCUCUAGCGAACAACUGAAAGAAAAAUCACUCUGCAAGAAUCGAACCUUCGUUCUUCCAAGGCUCAUCACUGACGAAGCGAGAAGAAAAUCUUCAGAGGUCAACGAAAGAACACCAAACGAAAACAACAGCAGAGCGUUCAUCGGCAAUAGGAGCAAGGUAACCUUCAAAAAUAAAAAUGAUAUUUGCCGGACGGAGGAAGAGAGAAAACUGGUUAGAGAUAAAAAGGACAACGUCAAAAAAUUUACAGCCGAAAACGAGCAGCGCAUUAGAAACUGCGUUAACGCAAACAACAACGUAAAAGGUCCGGCUGACGUUUGCGGAAAUGACGUCACACAAGAUGGCCACUGCAAAGAUGACGUCACUCAGGAUGGCCCCUGCAGAAAUGACGUAGCGGCUAAAAAACCUGACGAAAUCGAAACGAAACAGCCAACAAUUCAAGAUAUCAUGAGUGCGCCAUUCCAGAAGACUUUCACAUUUACAGAUAAAAAAGUGUCUAAAAACGCAGAUAGCAAGAAGGUUGAAAUGCGCGCGAAAAAGAAAUUAGAAAAUCCGUGUUCUAGAGAGAGGGCGGGAAAAAUGGUCGCGGCGAUUGUUGGUAGUAGUGGUGAUGGUGGUAGUGAUGGUGGUAAUGGUGGUCAUUCGAAAAUGGCGGAUGACCCGAUGAGCGGGAAGUUCACCAAACGUGAUAAGGAGUGUGAAAAAUUGAGAGAGAUUAAGAAGAAACAUGUCAGAUGA
Molecule: messenger RNA, 2733 nt
Organism: Helobdella robusta
Lineage: Eukaryota; Metazoa; Annelida; Clitellata; Rhynchobdellida; Glossiphoniidae
Exons: 14
Coding region: 1-2733 (910 amino acids)
Source: RefSeq, a predicted model, not a curated record